Molecule: messenger RNA, 1527 nt
Organism: Phytophthora nicotianae INRA-310
Lineage: Eukaryota; Oomycota; Peronosporomycetes; Peronosporales; Peronosporaceae
Exons: 1
Coding region: 377-1438 (353 amino acids)
Molecular function (GO): oxidoreductase activity, acting on the CH-OH group of donors, NAD or NADP as acceptor; zinc ion binding
Source: RefSeq, a predicted model, not a curated record
GACAAACGAAGCAGCAUUCGAUCCCUUACAUGCAGGAUGGAGACUGUGUACUUGGAGCGCUCUCGUCAGCAAUUUAACGGAGAAUAGCCCGUGACUGUCACUGACAAGAUACGUAUAAGUGUAAACACAUAUCCACACGCAAUCGGAACAGCAAGAUGCUGACGGAAUCGUGAUGUCAACAUGUGCAAUAACCUGGGCGAAGCACCCAGCAUCACGUGAUGGUCACCAGUCGUGUCUGUCACGAUGCGAUGCAGAUGCCUGAGCACGAACCCGUGCCAAAACCUCCUGUUGGUCGGCGCGGAAACAAUCGGUCAUUCCUGAAUUUGCUUCGUUCCAAGCACUCCAAUCCGCCUCCUUGUUCAAGCUUCCUACAACUAUGUCUGCUGCUCCACGCACCGUCAACACCUAUGCCGCCAUGGAGAAGUCCGGUGAGCUCAAGCCGUGGCAGUACACGUCCCGCCCGCUCGGUGACGAGGAUAUCGAGAUCAAGAUCUCGCACUGCGGUAUCUGUGGCUCGGACGUCCACACUAUCGACAGCGGCUGGGGCCCGACCAUCUACCCCGUUGUGGUUGGCCACGAGAUCGUCGGUGAAGUUACUGCAGCCGGCUCAAACGUGACCAAUCUGGCUGUAGGCGACCGUGUAGGUGUUGGCGCUCAAGUCUGGUCUUGCCAGAACAAGGACGAGGACAAGCCGUGCGUCGACUGCGCUGACAAGAUGGAGUCGUACUGCGACCGUGCGGUGCUUACGUACAACGCCAAGUACGAGGACGGAGCCUUGGCUUACGGUGGAUACGCUGACUACGUCCGUGUAUCGAGUGCCUUCGCCUUCAAGAUCCCUGAGAAUAUUCCUUCGGAUGUUGCUGCUCCUCUGUUGUGUGCUGGAGCAACCGUCUUCUCUCCACUCAAGCACCAGAACGUUAAGCCUGGCGAUCGUGUCGGAGUUAUUGGCGUUGGUGGCCUUGGUCACCUUGCCAUCCAGUUCAUCCGUGCUCUUGGUGCCGUGCCUGUGGCUUUCUCACGUUCGGCUAACAAACGCCAACAGAUUCUGGAUUUGGGAGCUGCAGAGUUCUACAAUCUGAGCGACCCGGAGGAUGCCAAGAAGGCAGCUAACUCGGUUAACACGUUGAUCCUGACCGCCGACGCCAAGGGAAUGCCGUACAACCAGUACCUGGGUCUCCUCCGCAAGCGCGGUACGCUCGUGAUGUUGGGUAUACCGAAUGACGAGAUCAAGUUCCUGCCCAUGUUCGUGGUGGGUCGUGGGAUCCGCGUGGUUGGCAGCCUUAUUGGCAGCAUCGAGGACAUUGAGGACAUGCUGAAGGUCGCAUCCGAAAAAAACGUCCGCCCGAUUAUCCAGAAGCUCCCGAUGGCCAAGGUUAAUGAGGGCAUCACCAUCAUGCGCGAGGGUCGCGCUCGCUACCGCGUUGUGCUUGAGAACUAAGCCAGCUCCCUAAAUACCAAAGAAGAGAGCAAAGUAGUUUAAGCUUGAUUAACUAAGUGCAAAAUAUUCAUGACUGAUUGAGCCUCCUA